CUGUGUUAUGUGGAUGAAAUCGAUGGCGUUAUCCUCUCCCAUUUCCCAAACAAAACAAAAGCCAUUGAUUUCAAGUUUCAAGUUUCAAGCUUCAACAACAGGAACAGCCUCUCUUCUCUUAACGGUCACUCACUCCAACCAAAUCCAAAAUGCCAACGUCACUCUCUCUCUCACUCUUCCUUUGUCAUCACCACACCCCAUCUCUCCUUCAUAACCCUCUCACUCACUACAACAACUUUCCCAAUACAAGGACAGGUAAGAGGAGACCCUCUAACUCUAACAGAAGAGAUCCAAAUGGGUUGCCAUUUCUCUGCUCAUUCUCUUCCUUUAAGUCCAAUGACACUGCACAACCAGCCAACGAUGGAAGAAGGGCAUUGCUUGCUUCUCUCCUCACAACUGCUGCUGGCGUUUGUGCCUGUGAUGUGGCUGAGGCUGUAAGCACAAGUAGAAGAGCUCUAAGAGGAGCAAAAGUACCUGAAAGUGAAUUUACAACCCUCCCCAAUGGUCUGAAGUAUUAUGAUUUGAAGGUUGGGGGUGGAGCUAAGGCUGAAAAGGGAUCCCGGGUUGCAGUUCACUACGUUGCUAAAUGGAAGGGUGUCACUUUUAUGACUAGUAGACAAGGACUUGGUGUUGGAGGAGGAACGCCAUAUGGAUUUGAUGUAGGCGAGUCAGAGAGGGGAAAUGUCCUUAGAGGAUUGGAUCUAGGUGUACAAGGCAUGAAGGUUGGAGGCCAGCGAUUACUUAUUGUUCCUCCUGAGCUAGCUUAUGGAAGCAAAGGAGUCCAGGAAAUCCCUCCCAAUGCAACAAUAGAGUUGGAUGUUGAACUACUGGCCAUCAAACAAAGCCCAUUUGGGUCUCCUGUAAAAAUUGUUGAAGGUUGAUGCUGUUAUGCCCUCCUGAUGCUGUCAUGUUGGUAAUGAUUUGUUCAUAUGGGAUUGAAGGAUGAAAACUUGUGGGUGAAAAGGAUUUCUUCCUUGUAUAGGCCUUUACUGUGAACCACAGACCUUCAGUUUCAUUUGUUCCCGGACAAAAAAAAGAAAAAAAGAAAAAAAGACUACAUAAAUUGAUAAUGUAUGUAAUUGUUCUUGUAAGUACUGUUUAUGACCUUUAAUAAAUAUCCUUCAACUUUUCGUUUUCUCAAAA
Messenger RNA from Quercus robur (English oak), 1143 nucleotides. Its product is annotated as peptidyl-prolyl cis-trans isomerase FKBP16-4, chloroplastic-like. The transcript is spliced from 10 exons. The record is from RefSeq and is a predicted model, not a curated record. Gene Ontology annotation, molecular function: peptidyl-prolyl cis-trans isomerase activity. NCBI's taxonomy places the organism in Eukaryota, Viridiplantae, Streptophyta, Magnoliopsida, Fagales, Fagaceae. Bases 150 to 881 code for a protein of 243 amino acids.